UGCAUUGUGGGAUUGGAAGUCACUCAAGUACUGAGCACUCAGUGAUUGCAGUAAAUACAGAGUUUGUCCAGAGAGCUGUUUGUUUUGACACAUUACUCCAAAUUUUGUGAUCGAUAUCCGGAGCCAUUGCCAUGAACGAGUCGAUAGCGAAGAAGACCCAGGAGACCCUGGGGAAAGUGAUUAAGAAACCACCGCUUACAGAAAAACUGCUGAGCAAACCGCCGUUUCGAUUCCUACAUGACAUCUUCACAGAGGUAAUAAGGACCACAGGUUUUAUGAAGGGGCUCUAUUCAGAAUUGGAGAUGAAGUCUGAAAAUGUUAAAGAUAAAGAAGCCAAGAUUGCAUUCCUCCAGAAAGCAAUAGAUGUGGUAAUAAUGGUGACAAGCGAGCCCCUGUCAGUGAAGCCAGGUCGUAUUGUAUCAGGACACGAGCCAGAGAAAACGAAUGAGCUUCUGCAAGCCAUGGGAAAGUGCUGCCUCGAUAAGCUUUCUAGUGAAGACGCUGUGCAGAGAGUCCUUGCCGGUGAGAAGCUAGACCUAAAAGGAAAGCAUCCCUCCACUUUGAAAUCUCAGGACAAGGAGAACCGGGAGAGCAAGGAGGAAGACAAGAAAAGGCACAAAGACAAAGAGGCGAUCAGAGACACUGACAUCAAAGAACGAAGCACAAGCAGAGAUCAAAAGGUUGAACAGCCAAAAGAAACAGAGGCCAAAAAGGCUGAGAAGGACAGACACAAGGACGACGAAAGGCAAGAGAAAGGAAGAGACCGUGAAAGGACGAAAGAGCGGGAUCGGGAGAAAGAGAAGAGUCGAGACAGAGACAAAGAGAAGGGCAGAGAAAAGGAGAAAGACCGGGAGAAGGGACAAGAGAGGGAGAGGGACAGGGAAAAAAUUAAGGAGCGCCCAAAGGAGCCUGAGGAAAAAGCAGAAGAACCAGAGGAGAAAGCAGAAAGGAAGUCUAAAGGCACUGAGGAGACACGACACCGAAAAGCGUCUCAGCUAACAAGGAAAAACAGCAAAACUGAAAAUGAUAAAGAGCCUGCAGAGGUUCCUGAAGCAGAGCAUGAGAGUCCUGCAAGAAUACCUCGGCCUUCCUCUGCAAAAGGACAAAGAAGACGCCCUAAACCUGGAGGGCAAGAUGAAUCUGACAGUGAUGGAGAGGCAGAAAUCCUUUCUUCAGACAAGUCCAUGCCAUUAGAGAAUGGUGAGGCUGUUGAUGCCAUGCCCACUCACAGGAGAAUACCAAGGCCAAGUAGUGCAAGGCCAGCACCGCCACGAGUCAAACGUCAAGAUAGUGCUGAAGUGCCAAGUGUAGAAAGGAUUGGUAGUGGAAAGCCUUUGACUGCUGUGAUCGUGGAUGGGAAAAAGGACUCUGACGACGAGGAUAAUGAUGAGCUUUUUGUUGUGGAGGAAGCAGCUCCACUUCUUCCAGACCUGCCCAAAAUGGAAAUGGAGUCGGAAGUGGAGCUGACCGAGGAUGACAAACAUGGUGGGCUGGUGAAGAAAAUUUUAGAAACAAAGAAAGAUUAUGAGGCUUUACAACCUUUAUCCAAGUCAAAAGACCAGGAUAAGACAAUUGUAUUGGAGGCAACAAAAAGAAAAGAGCGCGACUUAGUCUCCAGGGAGAUUGAAAAGCUGAGGUCCUCGAUCCAGACAGUGUGUCGUAGUGCCCUCCCGCUGGGGAAGAUCAUGGACUACAUUCAGGAGGACAUGGACUCCAUGAAGAAGGAGCUGCAGAUGUGGCGUAGCGAGAACGCAGAGCAUGCAGCAGCACUGCUCAAGGAGCAGAGAAUAACAGACAAUGCUGUGGAGCCCCUCAUAACUGGGCUGGUGGAGCUGGAACAGCUAAUCAAGGACCAGCAGGACAAAAUCUGUGCUGCAAAGGCUAACAUCUUAAAAAAUGAAGAUAAGAUUGAGAAAAUGGUCUCCAGUAUCAACUUCUCUUCCAGGACGUGAGAGCCCAAGGCAGAAAAGACUCAUCAUAUAUUAUUAAAAUGAUAAUAAAUAUACUUAAAGGCACUGAAAACAAGGGAAAUGCUAUUUUUAUAAAGUAUAAUGUAUUUUUAUAAUCCUUUGAUCAAAUUUAUUUAACAUGUGGAGAAAUCUAAAUGCAUUUUUUUUUUUUCUUCAGCUGUUGUGGGCUUUCCCACCCAAUCAAAAGUUUAACUUUCAUUCUUAACAUACUCAUGUCCCUGGUGCCUCAGUAUUCAGAGAAGACUGGAUAUUAAUUUUACAUUGUCAUAGAGUCCAUCAUGCAUGUGUCACAUCUAACCCCUGUAACAACAUCAGUUGGUUUGUCACUGAAAAGUCCUUUUAGAAAAUCACCUUGCUUAUUUCUUUGAUAGCAAAAUCACUGAUUUUACCAUUUGUAAAAUAAGAAUUAUUUUGUUUUAAAAAAGGUAAAGCAGAUGGAAACCAUAUAUCAUUCCAAUUAAAAUUUGAUUUGAUCUUUACAAUAAAGCACCGCAGGAAUAGAGAAUUCUUGGUAAGGACCCCCAUUUAUAUCUGAUCUUCUGAUAUUUGUGGUUUCAUUGCUGUGAAGUGACUGUAUAAAUUGAUUAGACUGUAGUAAGCCAGAGGACUUAUUCUAGAAAGACAAAUUUAACAACCCUAAAAUGUAUUGGCCUUUUUUAAUAUGUAGCAUGGAAUUGUGCAUUAACCCACAAACAGUGGCAACAUGCAGUAUUUUGCUGUGCCAUGUCUGAAAUAUUUGCUGUGCUGGCUGUGUGGUAGAGCAAUUAUUGAUAAACAAAUGAUGCCUGUUCCUAAAGUCUUUUUAUGUGCUGCAUAUUAAAAUUCUUCUCAACACUUUCAAAUAUAUUUCAGAACUGUUGUGUACAAAUCAUGUUUUGAAGUGAAUUAUGAAUGUAAAAAAGAACUCGGUUCCUUUAUGAUUU
Polyodon spathula (Mississippi paddlefish) is the source of this 2893-nucleotide messenger RNA. RefSeq names its product TRAF3-interacting protein 1-like. Gene Ontology annotation, biological process: intraciliary transport; regulation of microtubule cytoskeleton organization; cilium assembly. The transcript has 16 exons. Bases 132 to 1952 code for a protein of 606 amino acids. Gene Ontology annotation, molecular function: microtubule binding. The record is from RefSeq and is a predicted model, not a curated record. NCBI's taxonomy places the organism in Eukaryota, Metazoa, Chordata, Actinopteri, Acipenseriformes, Polyodontidae. Gene Ontology annotation, cellular component: centrosome; axoneme; intraciliary transport particle B.